AUGUUCCGCCGAGGCUCCUACGCGCAGGUAGCUUCAGGGAGUGCAGGAAGCAGCCAGUCUAAUCCGGUCUCUGCGCGCUCAGGACAGUUCUCGCACUUGGCCAACAGUGGCUCGAUACCGCUAGGAACGUCAUCCUUCACUCACUCCCGCCACGCACGCUCUAUAGACGCUGACGGUCACCACGGAAGCAUGUCCAACUCGCUGAGUCGAAGUGGGCCAGUUCCAUCAUACUCAAGUCAAAUGGGCUACAUGAGUGGAUAUGGCGGCUUGCAAGAUGCCGGAGCGCCUGCAUUUUUUGUACCCUCGUAUCUCCGGGGCUCGAGACAUGCUGAGAAGUUGGAGGAGGCGCACAAGGCGAGGAUAGCCGUAUACCGAGAACAACGCUCGACACACUCUUCGAACACCGGAUCAUUAUCGACAAGCUCGAGCAGCGUCAAUCUGCACAAACCAGGUCAUUCCUACCGCGGGCUCGCCCACGAAAUCAUCGAGCGGACACCAGCAUUUAUAGAGGAGCCCGUCGCCCCAUGGCCGACUAGAUGGGACGAAAAAGACAAAUUCGCGCAGAUGGAGGUGGAAGAGGACGGGAGGCUUGCCAGGUUUGCUGGUGCAUCGAAGUCAGGACACGAUGAGGCAGCAGCAGUUCGAGCAGAUUUCCCCAUGCCGCGGCAAUGUGGAAUAUAUUACUACGAGGUUACCGUGGUUUCCAAAGGCAAAGACGGAAUUAUCGGUGUCGGAUUCUCUGAAGCAAAAGUACCUCUGAACAGGAUACCUGGAUGGGAGCCUGGUUCGUUUGCAUACCACGGCGAUGACGGGCUAUUCUUUACUAGUACGACCUCUGGGAAGCCGUACGGUCCGAAGUAUGGCACCCUGGAUGUGAUAGGAUGUGGGAUCAACUUUCGCACCAACACAGCCUUCUUUACGAAGAAUGGGCAGUAUCUAGGUCCCGCAUUCAAGGAUCUGAAAACGAAUGUCCAGUACUACCCAAGUAUUGGCAUGAAGAAGCCCAACGAGGCCAUCCGUGCAAACUUUGGACAGGAACCAUUCGCUUUUGACAUCGACAGCAUAGUACAGCAAGAGAAGGCAACGAUUCAGCAAGACAUAGCAUUGUCAAAAGGCCAGCCCAGGGAGCAUGGCUCGACAGACGAGACGCAGUUUAUACAAAGCUUGAUCGGGCAAUAUCUAGCUCAUGAUGGUUAUGUAGAAACCGCAAGAGCUUUUGCGGGAGAAGUAAUCGGCGAGGCGCAAGCGCUGGCUGCCGAUGGACGGGCCAAUGUUCCAUACCUCCAAACGGAGGAAGAUAUUGACGCGAUUAACAGGCAACGAAUACGCGCCGCCAUUCUCGACGGCGACAUCGACAAAGCCCUCAAACACACAAACGCCUAUUACCCUUCCGUCCUUCGUGACAACGAGAACAUUUACUUCAAGCUCCGCUGCCGCAAGUUCAUUGAGAUGAUCCGUCUCUGCAGCGAACUCAAUGCUCAAGUCCAUCCGCACAUCAUCCCUACACCCCCUUCCAAGCGCUCCACAGCAUCCACCCUCAACAACCGCAACUCUACCGCCACCGAUGAGUACGACUUCGAGAUGGAACUCGACGAGCAGCUUGGCGUGCACAAUGGCGCGCCGUGGGGCGAUGAGGAAGAUGACGACGAGGAUGAUCUUGAGGCGAAGCAGAAGAAGCUGCAGGAUUCGACGCAGGCAAUGAUUGAGUAUGGGAUGGAGCUUAAGCAAGAGUUCGUCAAUGACCCGCGGAGAGAGGUGAAGAGGGCAUUAGAAGACACCUUCGCAUUGAUUGCGUAUGAGAACGUGAGGGAGAGCAGUCUUGCUCCUUUGCUGGACACGAGCGGGAGGAUACCUGUGGCGGAAGAGCUGAAUAGUGCGAUAUUAGUGAGUCUGGGCAAGUCGAGCUCUGCGGCACUGGAAAGGCUCGUGCAGCAGACAGAGGCGCUUGUCUCAGAAUUGGCGGAUGAUGGUGGACCGGGUGCGUUCAUCAAUGUCAGGAAGGACUUCUUACAAUAA
This is a messenger RNA of Didymosphaeria variabile, 2016 nucleotides long. RefSeq lists its product as uncharacterized. Lineage: Eukaryota; Fungi; Ascomycota; Dothideomycetes; Pleosporales; Didymosphaeriaceae. Gene Ontology annotation, cellular component: cytoplasm. The coding region runs from base 1 to 2016 and encodes 671 amino acids. Gene Ontology annotation, molecular function: protein binding. The transcript is spliced from 5 exons. The record is from RefSeq and is a predicted model, not a curated record. Gene Ontology annotation, biological process: cytoskeleton organization; cell surface receptor signaling pathway.